AUAAAAUGAUGCGUUUCGGUCCACUACAAGUCAGUUUCAAUUUGUGAACCGAAUUCAAACAAACAUGAAGGUCCUUGCUUUGGUCUUAGCAGCUGUAGCCCUUUGCUCCGCCGCCCCUCGUGAAGAGGGUCCAGGAUGCCGUGCCCCAAAUGGUGGUGGUCUUGUUCCAGUCCUCGAAGAAUUCAUUGAUAUGGUCCCACUUGACCAAAUCUUGGAAAUUCUUUUGACCGCCAUCACCUCUGAUCCAGAAGUCCAAACCGUGAUGGAGUACCUCUCAGGAGAAGAAUUCCACGGAAUCCUUCUCAGUAUCAAGAACGAUCCUGAAUUCGAUGGUUUGAUUGCCUUCUGUUGUCAAGAAUUGUACCUCGAUGCUGCCUACUACAUCAACUUCCUCCUCGGUAUCCUCGGAUUCCCUGAAAUCCGUUCAGACCGUGCCUACCGUGCUGGUGGAUUGAACGGCAUGUUGGACGAAAUCCUCGCCCUUAUUCCACUCGAUGCUUUGGAAGCCCUCCUUAAUGAGAAAUUGGCCACAGACUACUACCUCCAAUUGGCCUUCAAGAAGAUCAACUCUGAUGAAUUCGGUGCCGUCAUUGAACGUCUCCAAUCCAACGUUGCCUACGUCGACAUGAAGGAUCGUCUACGUGGUUUGGGAGUUGAUGUUGAUGGAAUUAUUGACUUCAUUAACAAGAUCUUCCAACGUUGAACACUGUAACUCAAAGAGUUGAGUACAAUCAAUGCUGUUUGAAUAAACAUUCUUAUGUAAUGUA
Messenger RNA from Hermetia illucens (black soldier fly), 767 nucleotides. RefSeq lists its product as uncharacterized. Lineage: Eukaryota; Metazoa; Arthropoda; Insecta; Diptera; Stratiomyidae. The record is from RefSeq and is a predicted model, not a curated record. The coding region runs from base 65 to 703 and encodes 212 amino acids. The transcript has 2 exons.